Molecule: messenger RNA, 600 nt
Organism: Uranotaenia lowii
Lineage: Eukaryota; Metazoa; Arthropoda; Insecta; Diptera; Culicidae
Exons: 2
Coding region: 20-583 (187 amino acids)
Source: RefSeq, a predicted model, not a curated record
UAGAGUAAAAUCGACAGAAAUGAAAUUCGGUUAUUUCCUCGUGCUGUGCGGCUUCUUGGUUGUGGCUACAACUGGCCAAUCUGGGCAAACACCCGCACAAUCUUCCCUGGCAGUUUCCAUAACAAAUCUUGGCCGUGCCCUUGGAGAUUUAACCACGACGGUUAAGGCUAACCUUACCACAAUCAAGAAGCUAGCCGGCUCAAAGACAGUGACCGCUUUGAAGAAUUUGAAUACAGAGCUGAAAAAUUUUGGCACCACUUUGUCGAAGAAUGCAGUGGACUUGCGGACGGCCUUAAGUAGAACCGUAACGUCAAACCAAGUAGCGAUCUCCCUCAACGGUUUGACCAGUACACUCAACAAACUGAACGCUGACCUCAAGGCAGCUGACAAAGGUCUGUCCAGUCAGGAAUUGAUUAACGGUUUGGCAAAUUUUUAUAAAAAGGCUACCCCGACGGUUAACAAAAUUCUGGCAUUGCUGCAAACUACUCCCGGAACCGCAGCCUACAAUGUGCUUCGCGGUGUUACGGCCCUGAUUGUUGAUGUGAACACCUUGGGCAACGCAGUUCUUGGUCUAGCAGGGUAGGGUAGUCAUAAAUUGAU